Molecule: messenger RNA, 2953 nt
Organism: Hypomesus transpacificus
Lineage: Eukaryota; Metazoa; Chordata; Actinopteri; Osmeriformes; Osmeridae
Gene: unc5db
Product: unc-5 netrin receptor Db
Biological process (GO): netrin-activated signaling pathway
Cellular component (GO): membrane
Molecular function (GO): protein binding; netrin receptor activity
Source: RefSeq, a predicted model, not a curated record
CGGGCAAAUUCACCCCAUAGUUUGUGUCUCUCUUGGAAAGUGAAGCAGCUACGGUAUGGGUGCUUUGACGAAAGGACGAUACCUUUCAAUGGGCUUCGUGUUCCUCGUAUAUUGCACUACAAGCACAACAUCUAAAGGAUCCACUGGAGAUGUUGUGCCAGAGAACUUGCCGUCUGUCCCAGGCACCCUCCCCCACUUCCUUCAGGAACCAGAGGAUGCCUACAUCGUGAAGAGCAACCCCAUCAAGCUGCGCUGUCGGGCCGUACCGGCCUUGCAGAUCUUCUUCAAGUGCAACGGGGAAUGGGUCCAUCAGAAUGAGCACACGUCUCAGGAGCACAUGGAUCAGAACACUGGGUUGAAGGUCCGGGAGGCGAUGAUCAACGUGUCCAGGCAGCAGGUGGAGGACUUCCACGGCCCGGAAGACUACUGGUGUCUGUGCGUGGCGUGGAGCCACCUGGGGACCUCCAAGAGCCGCAAGGCCACCGUGCGCAUCGCCUACCUCAGGAAGAGCUUUGAGCAGGACCCCCAGGGGAAGGAAGUGCCAAUCAAAGGGAUGAUCGUUCUUCACUGCCGACCCCCAGAGGGAGUGCCUGCGGCAGAGGUGCAGUGGUUGAAGAACGAGGAGCUGUUGAGCUCCCUGACCGACGACAACAUCGACACCCGAGCCGACCACAACCUCAUCGUCAACGAGGCGCGCCUGUCCGACUCGGGGAACUACACCUGCUUCGCCAGUAACAUCGUGGCGAAGCGCCGAAGCGCCACCGCUACUGUGGUGGUGUUUGUGAAUGGAGGAUGGUCUCUGUGGACCGAGUGGUCCUCCUGCAACGCGGCAUGUGGGAGGGGCGUGCAGAAGCGCUCCCGCACCUGCACCAAUCCCGCCCCUCUCAACGGGGGGGCGUUCUGCGAGGGCAUGUCCGUACAGAAGAUCACCUGCAAUGCCCCCUGCCCAGUUGACGGAGGCUGGGAGGAGUGGAGCGAGUGGACGGGGUGCAGUAGCCAGUGUGACAGGCAACGGAGGAGAGAGUGUGACGCUCCAGCGCCCAGGAACAGGGGCAAGAUGUGCGAAGGCGACAGCGAAACCACCGAAAACUGCACCGGAGGAAUGUGUACACAGAAUCGAAAGCUGCUGCAUGACGUUAAACCUCAAAGCAUGGAGGGCUUCAAUGAGGUGGCGUUGUACUCGGGUCUCGGGGCGGGAGCUAUCGCCGUGGCAGCGUUGGCGGUGGCCUUCAUGCUGUACAGGAAGAGCCAGAGGGAGUACGGCGUGGACGUCAUCGACUCCUCCGCGCUUUCCGGAGGGUUCCAGUCGUUCAACUUCAAGACCACCCGACAAGGCAACCCGUUGCUUCUCAACCCGGCGAUGCAGCCCGACUUAACAGUGGGCCGGACAUACAGCAGUCCCAUCUGCUUCCAGGACUCCAUAGACAAAGAGCUCUUUGACCCCCUGCCCGACAUCAAGGUCAACGUUCAGAGCUCCUUUAUGGUUUCACUAGGUGUGGACGAGCGCGCCGAAAUCCAUGGCAAAGGCCCUCCGGAGACCUUCCCCAGGGGCCUCAGCCGAGACCAGGGCACCGUGGAGAGGAGGAGCACCAAGAAGGGUGUGCUAGCCCCCAACGGGCCCUUCACCCCCGCCAAAGACCAGAUGAAGACGACGGGCGUGUUCGGACACCUGGGCGGUCGGCUGGUGGUGCCAAACACAGGAGUCAGCCUGCUGGUGCCCCAUGGAGCCAUUGCGAAGGAGACCUCUUGGGAGAUGUACAUGGUGAUAAAUGAGGGCGAAGCCAGUGUCAAUUCAGAGGAAGGCUGCGAGGUUCUGCUGGGGCCUGAGGUGACGUACGGACCUCCGGGACUGGACCUUGACAGUCCGCUGGCCAUGACGAUAGCUCACUGCUGCGAAGUGAACCCGGAUCACUGGAACAUCCAGCUGAGGAGGAAAACAGCGGAAAACAAGUGGGAGGAAGUGAUGUCAGUCGAGGACGAGUCAACAUCUUGUUACUGCCUAUUGGACUCCACCAGCUGUCACCUGCUGCUGGGGCAGCCUGGCUCCUAUGCCUUGGUUGGGGAGCCUCUCACGGAGGCAGCCGUGAAGAGGCUGAAGUUGGCCGUGUUUGGUGGCGCGGGGGCCAGCUCCAUGGACUAUAGCCUUAGGGUCUACUGUGUGGACGACACGCCGCACGCUUUUCAGGGAGUGGUCUCCACGGAGACGAGCAGAGGUGGUCAGCUCCUCGAGGAGCCCAAGAUGCUGCCUUUCAGAGGGAACACCUUCAGCCUGCAGGUGUCCAUCCAGGAUGUCCCUCAGUUCCUGUGGAGCAUUAAACCCUUCACCACCUGCCAGGAAUUCUCCUUCCCCGAAGUGUGGCACAGCAACCAGAAGCCCCUGCACUGUGCCUUCUCCCUGGAGAGAUACAGCCCCACCACCACCCAGCUGUCCUGCAAGAUCAGCGUGCGACAGGUCAAGGGUCACGAGCAGAUUCUGCAGGUCUACACGGCCGUGGCCGAGAAUGAAAAGGAGUCCAUUCCGUUGUUUAUGCAGACAGACUGCACCAUCACCUCCCAGACUGGGCAUAAGGCCUUCAAAAUCCCCCCGUCCAUCCGCCAGAGGAUCUGUGCCACCUUUGAUACUGCCAACGCUAAGGGCAAGGAUUGGCAACUCUUAGCCCAGAAACUGCAUUUAGACCGAAACCUUCCGUACUUUGCUAAACAACGUAGUCCCUCCGCUGUGAUCCUGAGCAUGUGGGAGGCCCAGCACCAAGACUCUGGGGACCUGGACUCUCUGGCGAGUGCAUUGGAGGAGAUCGGGAAGACCCACUCCAGAGGCCCCGCCAAAGUCGAGGAGCAGCACCGAUCACACUUCAAUCCCCUCGGACCGGAAAGCCCCGCCAGCGUUUGUGGCGUGGCGGAGUUUAACGACCCAGAGACGACUAUUAACCCUGUCCCGGAAUGUACCGGCUGA